Messenger RNA from Cuscuta campestris, 3738 nucleotides. The record is from the annotation of a GenBank genome assembly. Lineage: Eukaryota; Viridiplantae; Streptophyta; Magnoliopsida; Solanales; Convolvulaceae.
GAAUAUUUUGAAGAGCUAAACAAGUUAUCCACCAUGUUAAUAAACCGAGUACAAAAGCCAAAAUGAUGCAGAACAUCAAACAAAUAAGACCAUUUCAAUUUAUCAAAAGCUUUAGCCAUAUCAAGCUUAAGAAUGAGAUUACCCCCACUACAUAUAUACAUGGAGAAAAAGAUGCAGGGCGGUAGAGAGAGGGAGAAAGGUAGAUCUCAGGGUAUCGGAUUUCAUCAUCGGCGCUUUCACCAAGGGUAUCGAUUCUUCUCUGGCGAUGAUAACUCCCGAGCAAGGAACUGGGCUUAUCACGUCAAUUACCCUGCACACAAAGCUGCUCUCUGUCCCCACCGCGACAAAUUCAGAACCGGAAAUCAUAGAAGGGAUUUCCUCCGAUUCAAAGGCUGGCGUCCAUCUCAACGGCGAUUCAUAGGCGAUGAGGAGGCGUCCUUUCAGUUGCGGAAUUUUAGAGAGCGCUUACCCUCGUUUUUCAAGCAGAAAGACAAAGGCGUGAAUCAACUCCUCCCUUACGCAGUUCCAACAGGUCCCUUGCUCAUUACAUCGGUUGGAUCAGAGGAAGUCUCCGGCACUGAUUUACCAAAAUGGCAAGACCCCUUGUUAGAUGAAAUUUUGGGCAAGACAGAAAUGCAGAAUUCAAACAUAUCAGUACCAGGGCUUCUUGUCCAAAUGGAUAUCUCUGAUUUCUGCAGCAAAGAAUACAACUUGGAUAUAUAUUGUAAAGGAGAUUUUGAUGAAGAGUUCAAACUUUUGGAGCCCCUAUUCUCUGACCACUUUGAGUCCUUGUUCAAGGAAUCUUAUUGUUAUCUUAAAGAGGCUAUGACCAUCUCCAUGGUGCGUGACAAGUUGCAAAAGGGAAUUCUGAAAAAUGGAAAGGGCAAGGCCUUCAGAAUGACAAGGCAAUUAGCAAAAAGCAUUGAGGCGGUAGACUCAGUUAAGAUUAAAGACCUUCUCAAGGGAAAUUUCUCCAACAUCCCUGGGCAAAGUGGUGGUUUCUACAAGGGCGCCCCAUUAGUUAUUUUCUCAGCGGAGGAAGAGUGCAAGCUCGCUGGAAACUUUCAGUUUACCGUGGUGGGAAGAGGUUCUAAGCAUAUUUCCAUUAGGGAAGCUGAAGACUUCCUUAUUAAAGGUGGUUAUAAGGAGUUCAAACUUCGACGCUUGUCACCCAAGGAGAUUAUUUUCAUCUUCAAGCAUGAGGAAGAUUAUUUACGUUGGUUUCACCGGAGACGCUGGACCAUUAAGGGAAACCUUAUCAACCUCACCAAGUGGACCCCUGAGCACUCCUCCUCAAAAGAUUGUCCAAUUAUUCCACUCUGGGUUGAGGUAAGCAAGCUCCCACUUCAUCUUCACGAUCAUAAUGUUCUAUAUGCUAUUGCUUCCUCCCUGGGAAAACCCUUAAAGCUGGACUCGAACUCGGUAAUUGGAGUUUUCCCUGAUCGUACAAGGUUCUGUGUUGAAAUGGAUGUUUCUAUCUCCAAGGCCCCUAAAAUCCAUGUUCGUUUAGGUGCUAAGGAUCUUUGGCUUCCUUGUUCAUACGAAAACCACACACCAUAUUGCUCAUCUUGUUCUAGAUUUGGACAUGCACCAAAAGAUUGCCGGAUUAAAGGGCCGGAAAACCUCACUGUCGCUGCUCCGCCUAGUGAAGUGGGACCGGCAGGAGAAGUCUCACGAGGGCGUAGUACAGAUGAGGGAUGGAUAUGGGUAAAGGGGAGAAGCCAAAAACACAUAGCAAAUCAGAAUAGUGUGGGCCAGUCAAACUCUAAAGUUUAUGCUUUUCCCGACAAGCCCACUCCCCAUAGCAAUAAUUUUUCCUCUUGGAAACAAACGGGUUACUCCAAGCUGAGUAAGAAGGUUGCCCCACAGUCAGAGCAAAUAAUGGCAGGCCCUAUUACCACACCUCUGACAGAAGAUUGGGAAUCUCUAAUGCCUACAAUUGAGGAGAUCCAAGAAGAAGAGCCUUUGAUCCUAUCCUCCAUUAUUCAACCUCAUGCCUCGGAUUUGGAAUCUUUUUCCCCUAUAGAGGUGGUGGAAGAUAGCCCUUUCCCUGACCUCUCAUACCUAAAAGUGGAUAACAUCAUUGGCUGCAUGGAUAUUGUUCCCUUCGUUCCCCUUUCGAACCACCAGUUUGACGAUGAAAAACCCUUGGUUAGUAUGGUUACUAUCCCAGGUAGCAAGGAUGAUUGUUGGAUUCACCCCAAUAUGGUCUGUGGAUUGGAAGGCCAUGAAAAGGAUGCUCAGGAAGAAGUUGAAACCCCCAUCCACUGUCACUCUGAGGGGGAAGAAGGUGCAAAACCUUUCAUCAAUGGCAAUCUGGUCCCUUUGGAUAUGGACCUUAGAUUCUGUUCUCAAGUCCCUAUCCCUCUCCCCAAAUUCUCCAAAUCAAAGAGAGAGAUCCCCCCAUCGGGGAUGAUGACAAGAAGCCAUGAAAAGGAUGCUCAGGAAGAAGUUGAAACCCCCAUCCACUGUCACUCUGAGGGGGAAGAAGAGCCAAAAGGUUCCUUAUUCACUUGGUCAGGAGUUAGAAGUCAGGGCAGGACCUGGCGCAGACUUGAUAGAGUCCUACUCAAUCUGGACACCAUGGCUUCUUUUGAGGAUCUGGCCCUCACUCACUUGCCUAGAGCUAACUCUGAUCAUAAACCCUUACUGCUUUCCUGCCUGGACACACCCCCUUCUGGUGCAAAACCAUUCAAAUUUCUUAACGAUUGGAACUCGUCCCAUUUUGGCAAUAUCUUCCUUAAACUCAAAGAAGCAGAGGAAAUUGCAUCCAAAGCCCAGGAAACCUAUGAGCUAGACCCUUCUGACCUCAACUGUGAAGGGGCCCAACUUGCAAAUGCUCAACUUAUUCAAGCCGUCAACAGAGAAGUGUCUUAUUGGAAACAAAAAGCAAAUGAGUUUUUCCUUGGGCUCCCUAUUCCUAAAGGUUAUGGCAGUACCUUUAUCUCUCUUAUCCCCAAGAAGGACAACCCUAAAACCUUUGAUGAUUUCAGGCCCAUAUCUCUCUCAACGUUCAUGAGUAAAAUUAACACCAAACUUCUUGCAAAUAGGCUUAAAACGUUGUUGCCAAAAAUCAUCUCUGAAGAGCAGGCAGCUUUUCAAAAAGGAAAAUCUUGUGAUGAUCACAUCCUUCUGGAAAAGGAAGCGAUCCAUCAUCUGGACAAAAAGACUUUUGGGGGGAAUGUCAUAAUCAAGGUUGACAUGGCUAAAGCUUUUGACAGGAUGGAAUGGAGCUACAUUGAACAUAUCCUAAAGGGCUUUGGUUUCUCUGAUGGGGCCAUCAGCAUUCUCAUGGCAAACCUUAAAAAUACUUUCCUUAGUAUCCUCCUUAAUGGGCGAGAAAAGGGGGCCGAAAGAACAGAACAGGGCCGCGGGAUGGAACCGGAGCACGCCGCCGCUGUUUGCCGGAGUCCGGAGGAGCUGGACGCCGCGGGAUAGCCGCUGCUCUACCGCCGACUUGCUGAAGUCUUCUUUGAGUAUUUGAUUAGUUUAAUUCAUCAAUCAAUUGAGGUAACAGGAACGAAGAAUGAGGAACUAUCCUGGAGGACAGCAAGGGCGAAGAGAUGGAUGGAUGCUAGCUGGAGGAGUUUAUUAUUUAAUAUCUGAGUUUGAAUUAUUAUAUUCUUAAGGGCAAGAACCCAAAGUUGUAUUUUGAUUAAGCACUUGAAGGCUUCCGCACCAUUUUGCUACCUCUGAUGGAUAUUUAAAUAUUGUUUUGAAUGAAAUGUUUUAAAUUGU